This is a messenger RNA of Culex pipiens pallens (northern house mosquito), 2827 nucleotides long. RefSeq names its product solute carrier family 26 member 10-like. The record is from RefSeq and is a predicted model, not a curated record. Gene Ontology annotation, biological process: transmembrane transport. Gene Ontology annotation, cellular component: membrane. Lineage: Eukaryota; Metazoa; Arthropoda; Insecta; Diptera; Culicidae. Gene Ontology annotation, molecular function: oxalate transmembrane transporter activity; bicarbonate transmembrane transporter activity; sulfate transmembrane transporter activity. The transcript has 6 exons. Bases 472 to 2679 code for a protein of 735 amino acids.
CAGUUGGGUUUUAAAUUUCGUACCGAUCGGUUCGGUUUGGACGGUCGUCGUCGUUGGACUUUGUGAGACUUUUUUUUGGAAGCUGAGCUGUUAUCGGGAACUGGAGUGGUUCUGUUGUCUUGUAUUGUGUUGUGACUGGUUUUUGUUUUUGUGGACGUGCCCUGAUUAGUUCGGUUAUUUUUUUUUGUCUGAUCGUUUGUGGUUAAGCUGCUUGCUUUGUGCUGAUUAGAGGCAGUGAACUUGGUGAUCAACCGUGCGGAUCGGCCGUUGCUUGCUUCAAGUUUGGUUGGGGAUCUUGGCAAAAAUGUUGAAUGCUGCCUAGAAGUUUGCGAUCUAGAUAGCUAAUAAACCUCCCACGAACGGCGUCACCAACCAAUCUCACCGCCUACUGCGAGCGCUCAUUAUAACUCCCCACCGGAAGUAACGCGAUCGCGCAGUCUCUCCUCGGCCGUCGCUCGCAACGGACCUCAAAUGAGCAAAAAGGGACACUUUGAUCCGCGGUUCAACAUCGGCGGCGGAGUGGCCGGAGGUGGCGGUGGCGGUGGAAACGCCGGGGACGGUUUAACGAACCGUGGCUUCUACCAGGACCUCACGGACGAUGGCGGCCGGUCGCUGGAUGCGACCGACUCGGCGGAGAAGCUGCCUCAGCUGACCGUGGCCAGGCCACACUACCAGCAGGAGGAGCUGAACAACGAGAUGAACUACCGGAAGCCAAAGACGCGGAUGUGUCAGACGGUGUUGGCCGGCGUGAAAUCGUUCAGUGCCCGGAGGUGCCUCGGCAAUGUGCUGCCGAUCUUCAACUGGCUGUCGGAGUACUCCUGGGAGCGGGACUUCCUGGCCGAUCUGAUCAGCGGUUGUACGGUGGCCGUGAUGCACAUCCCCCAGGGCAUGGGGUACGCCCUGCUCGCGAAUGUCCCCCCGAUCGUGGGAAUCUACAUGGCAUUCUUCCCGGUGCUGAUCUACUUUCUGCUCGGGACUUCGCGCCACAACUCGAUGGGCACGUUUGCGGUGAUCUCGAUCAUGGUAGGCAAGUCGGUGCUGACGCAUUCGACGGCCGGGGCGGCACUGAAGAUGGCCGAGUCGGGGAUUGUGAAUGGGACUGAAGGGGGUGGUGGUGGAGUUACGGUAGCAGAUGUUGCCUUGCCUGGAAGGGGGCCGAUCGAGGUGGCAGCGGCGGUGUGCUUUAUUGUGGGAGCGAUGCAGCUCCUGAUGUACGUCUGCCGGCUGGGCGUCGUCUCGUUCCUGCUCUCGGACACGCUCGUGUCGGGCUUCACCACCGGAGCGGCCAUCCACGUGCUCACGUCACAGAUAAAAGAUCUGCUCGGCCUGUCGCUGCCGCCCAUCACCGGCAACUUUAAGAUCGUCAACACGUACAUCGCCAUAUUCUCGGAUAUUGCCCGCGUCAACUACUCGGCGAUCCUCAUAUCAACCGUUACAAUUGUGUUGAUAGUGAUAAAUAAUGAGUUCCUCAAGCCAAAGGUUGCCAAACGGAGCGCCAUUCCGAUUCCGAUCGAGCUGAUUGCGGUCAUCAGUGGGACGCUGCUGUCGCAGUACCUGGGCCUGAACGAGCAGUAUGCCAUCAAGACGAUCGGCCACAUUCCGACCGGCUUCCCGGCGCCCUCCCUCCCGGACCUGGCCCUGUUCCGCGUCCUGCUGCUGGACUGCUUCACGAUCGCGAUGGUCGCGUACGCCGUGUCCGUCUCGAUGGGUCUGAUCUUCGCCCAGAAGCAAAACUACGAGAUCGACUUCAACCAGGAACUGCUGGCGAUGGGCGCCAGCAACGUGUUUGGAUCGUUCUUUUCGUGCAUGCCCUUCUCGGCGUCGCUUUCCCGCUCCAUGAUCCAGUUCACCGUUGGAGGGAAGACGCAGAUUGCUUCGGUUAUUUCGUGCGGGAUUUUGGCGGUGGUGUUGCUGUGGGUUGGACCGUUUUUUGAGCCACUGCCGAGGUGUGUUUUAGCGGGGAUCAUCGUGGUGUCGCUGAAGGGACUGCUGAUGCAGGUGACACAGUUUGUGGACUUUUGGCGGUUGAGCUGCGUGGACGCGCUCGUUUGGAUGGUGACCUUCCUGACGGUGGUGCUGGUCGCGAUCGACAUCGGACUGCUGGUGGGGAUCGCGCUGAGCGUGAUUUUCAUCUUCCUCAAGGGCAUGAAACCGUACACGUGCCUCAUGGAGAACGUCCCCAACACGGACCUGUACCUGGACGUGAAACGCUACAAGGGCACGAUCGACAUCGCCGGCGUCAAGAUCUUCCACUUUUGCGGAAGUCUCAACUUUGCGACCCGCGCCGGCUUCAAGUCCAGCCUCUGCCAGCUGCUGAACCUCAACCUGACCGAGGAGAUCAAGCAGCUCAACAGCGGAGACUACAAACGUCAGCAGAACCUACUGCGCUGCCUGGUUCUGGAUUUCACCGCGGUCAGUUACAUCGACACCUCGGCCGUUUCCUCGCUCAAGUCGCUGAUCAACGAGUUCGAUAAGCUGUCGAUCAAGAUCCUCGUCGCUGGGGCGCCCUGUCCGGUGUACGAGAUGAUGCUCAAAUGCAAGCUGGUGGGGCCGGCCGUUGAGCGGGAGUACUGCAAGGUGUUUCCCACGGUGCACGAUGCUGUGCACUGGGGCAAGGAGUGCAUCGCGCAGGACUCGGGUCGGAUUAGUGUCAUGGGGUUGGAGGGUGGAGUUGUGUGAGCAGCAGUUUUAGUGUUGUUCGUUUGGGGGAGUGUUGUUGUAUUUUUUAAGGAUUAAGUAUUAGAGGAAGUUUUGCCAGAAUGUGUAAGAAGAAAGACUUAAGUUAGGAUUGUGAUAAGCUAAUUAAUAAAGUCGAAAAAAUACAUUA